Messenger RNA from Conger conger (European conger), 4210 nucleotides. Its product is annotated as collagen alpha-1(VI) chain-like. Bases 186 to 3224 code for a protein of 1012 amino acids. Lineage: Eukaryota; Metazoa; Chordata; Actinopteri; Anguilliformes; Congridae. The record is from RefSeq and is a predicted model, not a curated record. The transcript is spliced from 35 exons.
GAUUUCUUCCAGCCCACUUGCCUCUGUGCGGGCGUCUUCCCUCUUGUGCAUCCUCUCCCUGUUGAUCAAGAGGAAAACUUUAACUGGAUUUCUCAAACGGUUUUGCAUACUUUCUUAAAACGCAUUUUGUUUGAUUUUUAAAGCGUUUGUGCACGCCCAACGUGCACGGACACAAACUCGGAAUUAUGGCUCUAAGUACAUCUAUUUUAGCGCUUUUGUGCUCUCUGUUGGUAGGGGCGCGAGCACAACUCGCAACUCACAACUUGGAUAGACCAAGGUUUCAAGACUGCCCCGUGGAUCUUUUCUUUGUCCUGGAUACCUCUGAAAGUGUGGCACUGAGGGCAAAACCACCAGCAUUCUACAUCGACCAGAUUAAGAAUUUCAUCAAGAACUUCAUCGACGAGCUCAAAGACACGCGUCAACCGUGUGACCGAUUCGUGACAUGGAACUCAGGUGCGCUGCACUACAGCGAUGAAAUCAUCCUUAUUCAGGAAUUGGUUGACAUGGAGACACAGAGAGUUCACCUGAAGGAUGAAGUGGAUAAAAUCUCCUACAUUGGGAAGGGGACAUACACAGACUGUGCCAUCAAGAGGGGCAUCGCAGAGCUUCUCGUCGGCGGUUCUUAUUACAAUGAGAACAAGUACAUUGUGGUGGUGACAGAUGGACACCCUAUCACCGGCUACAAGGAGCCAUGCGGAGGUCUGCAGGAGGCCGCCAACGAGGCCAGGCAGCACGGAAUCAAAGUUUUCUCUGUGGCCAUCACACCCGACCAGGCGGACACCAGGCUGUCUGUAAUCGCCACAAACAUGAACUACAGACAGAACUUCACGGCCGCAGAUGGAACCAGGUCCACCCAGUCAAAAACCAUCAACACCAUUAUCAGCAUGAUUACAAAUGAAACUAAGGACGUGUGCUGUUCCUUCGAUUGUACUGCUAAAUCAGGUGUAAGAGGCCCUGAUGGGGAGCCUGGAUCCAAGGGUGAGUCUGGCAGACCAGGGAUGCCAGGGGAGAAAGGAGACUUUGGCGACACGGGAAAACCAGGUGACCCAGGCCCAAUCGGCUACCAGGGCAUGAAGGGAGACAAAGGGACGCGGGGAUACAAGGGUGAAAGGGGUCACAAAGGAUACAAGGGAGAUAAAGGGCAUCGUGGAAUAGAUGGGAUUGAUGGACGGAAGGGGGACGCUGGAUUCCCAGGCCUCGCUGGCUGUAAAGGAUCCCCGGGACAAGAUGGAUUACAGGGGGAACCCGGGCCAAAAGGAGAUCCUGGACCCUACGGCCACAAAGGAGCAAGAGGAGAGACUGGAAUUGAUGGUGAGCCAGGAAGACCAGGAAACUACGGCCCACUUGGAGGCAAGGGCGAACCAGGGCCAAGGGGACCCGAUGGGGAUAAAGGAGAGAGGGGCGAUGAUGGAAAAACAGGACCAGAUGGACCUCGUGGAGAAACGGGAAUACCAGGAGAGGACGGUGAACAAGGUAGCCGCGGAAACAGAGGACCCAGGGGAGACAGGGGCGAUCCAGGCCCGAGGGGUGAGCCAGGCCGAGAGGGAUCAGCCGGACCCAACGGAGAACCAGGUGAAGUGGGACGCGCUGGAUCAGCUGGGUACAGGGGAGACGAAGGUGCCCCAGGACCUGAGGGAACCAAAGGGCCAAGGGGAAUUAAGGGCUCCCAUGGAGACAGAGGGCAGAUGGGUGAGAGGGGAGAAGAUGGAGCUCCAGGAAAUGGGACUGCAGGAUGCCAUGGCUUCCAAGGUUAUCCAGGUCCUAGAGGAGAGCCUGGAAAGUCGGGUGCGAUCGGCACUCCUGGGCCCAAAGGAGACGACGGCGAGCCUGGUGAUCCCGGACCAGACAAUAACAUACCUGGAAAUCCGGGACCAAAAGGACUCAAGGGACACAGAGGACCAGAAGGAAAGCCGGGACCAGCUGGGCCACCUGGACCUUCGGGCGCUGAUGAAUGUGAAAUCCUGGAUAUUAUCAUGAGGAUGUGCUCUUGCUGUGAGAGCAAGUGCGGCCCACUGGACAUCGUGUUUGUCGUGGACAGCUCAGAGAGCAUCGGCGCCCAGAACUUCGCCCUCGCCAAGGACUUCAUUCUGACUGUAAUUGACAGACUGAUGAAAGACCAGCAAGUCAGGUUCGGUGCCAACGAGUCACGUGUAGGUGUGGUGCAGUACAGCGGUGAGAAUGCUCAAGAGGUGGUGCGACUCGGUGACAAGAACAUCACCAACCUCGUCGAGCUCAAACAAGCGGUGAAGGACUUCAGGUGGCUUGCUGAGGCCACAUACACCGGAGAAGCCCUACAGUUUUCCCUGACCAACUUAAUCUCCCGUAUCAAAGCCGAAAACAGCAUAGUGCUGGUCCUGACAGAUGGGCGUGCAGACGUCAUUAGAGACACAGUGCCUCUCAACGUGCUCUGCAACCAGGGGAUCAGGGUGGGCGGGGUUGGUGUUAUGGAUUACAGUGGCAGAAUGCCCAACCCAGAGCAGAUUGACGGCAUGGUUUGUAAGAACGACCCCAGGAAACCCGGUUUCUCUUUUAUUCUCGACAACUUCGGUGAGCUUCUGGAUGAUACGUUCCUCACCAACCUGACAGCUCAGAUGUGUCAAGAUAAGAAGGCACCCGAUUUUAAAUGUCCAAUCAUCUUCAAGGCUGACACCGACAUCUUCCUCAUGAUGGACAGCUCUGCCAGUGUGGGCAGUAAAAACUUUGAGCUGACCCGCACGUUCGUGAAACGCCUGGCGGAGCGCUUCCUGACAGCGGAUUCUUCACACCUCGUCGACGUGCGCGUGGCGGUGGGCCAGUACAGCCGAGACGCCACCAUAGAGGCCGACUUCUCCGGCAACUACACUGAGGUGGCGGGCAAGAUCGACACCAUGGCCUUCCAGAACGCCGCCACGGACGUCACGGGCGCCCUCAGCUUCGUCAUCCAGAGAUUCAGGCGCUCCAGCGGUGUGAAGAAGCUGCUCAUCUUCUCCGACGGGCGCUCCCAGGGGGUGACGGAGACCCUCAUCCAGAAGAGGGUGCAGGAGGUGCAGGCGGCAGGCAUCGAGAUGUACGUGCUGGCCGUGGGGACCCAGGUGAACGAGGCCAACCUGCGUUUCCUGGUCAGCCGCGGAAGGCCGUACGACGUCACUUAUGCCCAGCGCCAUCUCUCCAGGGCCGCCGACUACCCCUCUCUGCUCAGGGGCGUGUUCUACCAAACUGUGUCCAGGAAAGUGUCGCUGGAUUAAAGAAAUUUGGAGAACAGGGCGAUGGGAGGGGAUUAAAUAGUGUAGGCGGCAGGGGUGGGGGGUGUAGGAUUCAGGAAAGGGGAUAUGCAACAGAGAAUAGGGUGGCAGGCAAACUCAGCACAGAUCAUUUGUGAUACAUAUUUUAAACUAGAUCCAUUUUGGUGCUUGUCUUAGAUUAUUCUAGUUUUAUCUUAAAGAAAGUCUUCAGUUAUUCGUCAAGUCAAUUUCAGCAAUUUGUUAUUGAAUGCAUACCAGGGCAUGGAAGGUAAACCUGGUACAACUGCAGGCUUGCCUUUGAAUGGAGAAGUAAGACCAGUUCAACAUUUUUCUGUAGACUGCAUCAGCAGCAGACAGGAGGUGUAUAAUUCCCGCUAAAAUGUACUGAUUAAAAUAAUACUUCUGUAAGGGCAGGUGUAUUGUUUGAAUGCACUGUACAUGUGAUCCAUACCAAUGUGGAUAUACAGGAGAUUCUGCCCAUUAAAAGGUCACCAGCAUUAUAAGGAUUCAUCCUCUCAUUUUGUUUCUUUGAGCUAUUGCAGUGUUGCAAUACUUAAAUGGUAUUAGAUCACCUGGUUUGCCUAAACAAAUGUUUGCCUUAACUAUUCUCUGACAAAGUUUUAAUUUGUUGAAGAAAAUUAGCCAUUUUAUCUGUGUUCUUUUUUUUUUUUUUACAAUAACGAAAGGGGAAAAAAAACAAUGUGCUUUAUUACAUGUUUUAUUAGUAUUGAAUAACAUAUCACUCAAAUAUAUCCAGUGGUGCUGUCUCCAGUGGAGCCUCUCAGGCUUUCCUGAUCUUUUUCAGUUUGUCUGUUUUUUUUGUUUUUUUUUAAAUAUAUAUUUUGCCAUUGAAAAAAAAAGUACAACUAUCUGUCAAAAAUAAGACAUUACCACUAGGUUUUUGUAAAGAUUUCUUAAUCUGCCGGAGACAAUUACAGCCUCAGAGCUACUGUAAGGGAAUGUUCCUUCAAUAAAGGGUCCUUCACCAA